Messenger RNA from Neurospora hispaniola, 891 nucleotides. RefSeq lists its product as uncharacterized. The record is from RefSeq and is a predicted model, not a curated record. Lineage: Eukaryota; Fungi; Ascomycota; Sordariomycetes; Sordariales; Sordariaceae. The transcript has 2 exons. Bases 294 to 830 code for a protein of 178 amino acids.
AGUAACGUAACAGCCAGCAGGUACGGCUACAACGGCAUCGAAGGAGGAUCCGGCGGAUACCGUGAUGAUCACCAUCAGUAGCUCAGGUCGACCGGGACGCCAGCUCGUAAUCCAACGUCCGUUCGUAUGAACCUGUUCACAAGAUCUUGGAGUAUAAGAUCUCGAGAAUCUCUCUCUGUCUUGCCUCUCAACCAUCUCAUCCAGCAUCACAAUCAACAAUCCAACACUUCAAUCUAAACCUAAUCUCUAAUCACCACCAACCAACCAACCAACCCCCACCAAACUCAUUCAAAAUGGUCAACUUCACCCGCGCCGCUGCUGCCCUGGCCCUCGCUGCCACCGCCACCGCUGCCCCCACCAACGCCACCACCAGCCUCACCUGGGAUGUCAAGGACUUUGACUUCCACGCCGACUACGUCUUCACCACCCCUGCCCACCAGAACAGCUACGGCCAUGUCAACUUCUCCUUGACCUCCGAGAAGACCGGCGCCGUCUACAGCUGCGGCGCCCAGUCCAGCCAGAUUCCCGACUUCUUCUACGACUUCAACGACUUCUACCCCUGCUCUGCUCCCAAGGGCGCUGUUGAGGGCACCGAGAGCUGGGCCAGCUUCAAGUACAACCGUGAGGAUGGCAAGGUUACCGUGCGCGAGACCCUUUAUGCCUCUGACAACAAGUCUAUCACCGCUACUGGCUCCACCAUCGUCAAGACCACCUGCACCGACGAGUCCACUGGCCCCAACCCCAACUGGACCAUUGGCGAGAACUACUCCGAGCGUCACAUUGUUUGCGACAAGACCGACUUCACUGUCACUGGCACCGUUUCUGCUUAAGCGGGUUUCCUUCCUGGGCGCUGUCAACCUAGCCUAGCCUAGCCUAGAGCUAGCAACAGUU